CAACAACGUUAUCCUCUAACAAAGAACCUCCUCCCGUUAUCCAUUGCCGUCCACAUAUUUCUGUCGAACAACAAACGCCUCAUGGAUCCUCCAUCCACCGACCUUCCAAAACCCCCAGUCCCUUAUGUCGAGGGCUGGGUUUUCACCGCCGAGUCACACAUUCCUCCACCGCCUACACCAGUAACCAAAGACUGUUGCUGCAAUUUUCAAACUGGCAGGGCAGAGAGAAGACAAUUUCAUCCACUUGAGCGGUGCUUGCGGCAUCCUCCUUUGCCAGGAAGCAUGGGAUCAUGCAUCGUCGACUUGAAGAUUCUUGAUUUAUUGAGAGUCGGGGAUGGCUGCAAUGCGCAAGUUUUCACUGUUGAGGUUCUUGCAGUUAGACCUCAUCCUCCAUGCUUUCAGUCAGAUAGAGCAUUGGUUGCCAAAAUAUAUGACCCUCUUUAUUUCGAUGAUGAAGAAGGAUUUCUUAAUCCUUUUCUUUGUGUGGACAAACACUAUACCCACGAAACCCAUGCAUAUGAUGUUCUGUCUGAGUCACAGGGGAAACAAGUACCCAGGUUCUACGGAUCGUAUUCAUUGAAUAUUGCUGUUGAGGGGUCUAAAAUCCGGACUGUUCGACUUAUUCUGCUGGAGUAUAUACCAGGGAUAUCAAUGCAACAAGCCAAUCCACAAAAGUUUUCUUGCCAUUCUCGCCAAGAGAUCAUGAAAUCGGUUAUCAACUUCGAAAGUCGAGUGUAUGAGCAAAAUAUUUUACUCACGGAUCUAAGCCCUAGAAAUGUCAUCAUGGUAGAGAAGCCCGGUUGUGAUUCAAAACAAAAUCUCCUGUUCCUUGACUUUGCUGGUGCUCUUUUCGGUCGGAGAAGAAAUGAUCCAGUCGCUAUUGAAUCAAACCUGUUCCUUGGUCAGUACAUUUCACCUCUUCUACGGUGGAAUAAAACUAUGGCUAUGCAAUUCAAUGACUGGAUUGAUUGGGAUUGGGAAGCCUGGAUUGAAGCCGAGUACGCUUAUACUACUACAACAAUCACACCGGAAAUGUGGGACACAUACGGUCGAUGACUUGUCGUUAUCGUUGCUCACGUCUCGCGCGGUAGAGGCCCAUCGUGGGAGGCCUUAUUUACCAAUCUAAUGCUUGCUUUUUUCUUCAUACUUGAUCUCGGUAAUCGCAUCUGAUGACGAGAAUGCCGGUCAUAACGCUGAACGCGUAUGUGGAUCUCCAGAGAUUGCUAAGGAGAGGUGCAAAUAGUUGACAGGGGCAUGCUGGCGAGACGAUGCCGCUAGAAUAGUUUGAAAUCAAAAGGAGAAUACGGAUCAGCAAUAAGGUGCCAAGAAUAUAUUUGAUAAAAUAUCACACUUGGUAGUUUAUAAACAUUUAGAUCUGACUGUCAAAGUUCAGGUUCAAGCCGUUUUGUGGUCUGAUAGAAGUGUAAAAUCGGAUAGCUCCCUACAACUGGGGCAGAAUUCAUCCAGCACCCGGAAUUUCUAAUUUUCCAGAUGCAAAGGCAAGGAUUGAGUAAACCAAUCAUUUGCUUUGAUUUAACAAAGUACAACCAGGAACAAACUGUACAAAUGAAAAUCUAACAUGGGCAUCAGAUAGUAAAUACAGGCCGGCAGCACAUAGAAGGAGCCGCCUCCGAUUCCAUUGCAUUCUGAAUAAUAUUGUUAUCCUUCAGGAACAAUGCAGCCAGACACGAUGUUUUGGCUUCUUUCCCUGUUCUGAAGCGCCGUUUCAGCUAGUUGCAAUAUAUCUCGGAACAGUGAUUGUGAGUCUUCAGACUUGCGUCUUUUUGAAGGAUAAACUGUAUUAUGAUAAGUGCCAAGCUGGUCUCAUCCAGUGCUGAGACUAGCUGGCAGUUCAAAAUUGGAAUUUUUACGCUCUAUCCAUUGAUUAGCCAUGUCUAAAUGAGAAAAUGAUGGUUGUCAUACGCUGAUAGAAGACUGGUGCUGUUGACCUAUUUGCUGUAGAUUUGACAGCUGAUCCGCUGUUAAGCUGCCACACUCACAUACUGGGUAAAAUGUUGACUCACUCAUCGUAGAUGAGUAUUCAUUCUGUGUAGUCAACACACUUGAGAUUGAUCUAUGUUGAGACAAGGAGGUGAAAGAGAGAUUAAUCUCUUAAUACUGAGAGAUUUUAUCUGAGUACUCUGUCAGUGAAGAAAAUAUUGAGAAAUGAGAAUGAAUACAUGUCAUGAAGAAUCUUAAACUCUCUACACAUCAGCCUCUCUUCUUCAAGUGUAUUCAUGAUAUUCAAAAUCUCACAUAAUCAAUUCAUCUCUUCUUCUUUCUCUGCAUCCUUCUUCAACAUCUUUAUCAGACUGUCAAGUACUUUCACACUUGAUUGCAUUCAUGCUACAGUAGAAUAGCUCAUUGAUAGAGUGAUAACAGCAUUGUAAUAACUUUCACAUAACUCAUGAACUGUUUGAAAUCUCACAGCAUUCAAUUUCUUUGAAUAUUUUGUUCUUUUACUGUAGUAUUCUGAGUGUUUUGACAGC
This is a messenger RNA of Blastomyces gilchristii SLH14081, 2489 nucleotides long. RefSeq lists its product as uncharacterized. Gene Ontology annotation, biological process: protein phosphorylation. The coding region runs from base 82 to 1056 and encodes 324 amino acids. The transcript has a single exon. The record is from RefSeq and is a predicted model, not a curated record. NCBI's taxonomy places the organism in Eukaryota, Fungi, Ascomycota, Eurotiomycetes, Onygenales, Ajellomycetaceae. Gene Ontology annotation, molecular function: ATP binding; protein kinase activity.